This is a messenger RNA of Pieris brassicae (large cabbage white), 1001 nucleotides long. Its product is annotated as filaggrin-2-like. Lineage: Eukaryota; Metazoa; Arthropoda; Insecta; Lepidoptera; Pieridae. The record is from RefSeq and is a predicted model, not a curated record. The transcript is spliced from 2 exons. Bases 24 to 1001 code for a protein of 325 amino acids.
ACGCGGACACUAAGCAUUUCAACAUGAAGACUUUUAUUUGUUUGGUGGCUUUAGCAGUCACAUGCCACGCUGGUUAUGAUAGCCUCGACAAUGGAGGACACAACCAGGAUGGUGGUUACCAAUAUACAGCUCCUUUAGUAGGAAACGACUUCUCCAGCCAGGGGCAUGACAUCGCACAAAGCCAAAGUUUCGGUCAUGACAAUUCUGGACAAGGACAUGACUUCUCAGGUGGACAGGGACAUGACUUCUUAGGUGGGCAGGGACAUGAAUUGUCUAGCGGACAGGGUCACGAUUUCUCAGCUGGGCAAGGGCAUGACUUCUCAGGAGGGCAGGGUCACGGCUUCUCAAGUGGACAGGGACACGAUUUUUCUGGAGGACAAGGUAAUGACUAUACUGUUGCGCUAACGGGCCAAGGUCAAAAUUUUGGGCAAAAUCAAUUUGGCCAAGGACAUGGACCUUUACUGAAUACUUUUGGAGGUGAUUCCUAUCUUCAAGCUGCUCACGAUCUUGGAGGCCACCAAGACUUCAGCGGUUCUGAUGGAGGCCAGCAGGGGUAUGGGCACAGCCAGGGAUUCCUCCUAGAAGAUGGAGGCCACGACUUCGGACACGGAGGCUACGAUUUGGGUAAUGUUGAAGCUAUACCAGUUGGUGAGCAUACCGAUGAGGAGCACCCAGUUGAAGUGCCAUCGUACAAGCAUGUAACUGUACCGAUCCACAAGCCAUUACAUAUCAACGUACCCAAACCCAUCUUAAUUGGAGUACCACAGCCAUACCCAGUUAAAGUACCAGUACACAAACCUGUAGCGGUACCCGUUGAGACUGAAAUUUCGAUUCCCAUUGAAAAGCCGGUACCUUAUCCAGUUGUAAAGCACGUCCCAUAUCCCGUGGAAAAACAUGUGCCAAUCAGAAUAGAGAAAACCGUCACAGUUCACGUACCACAACCCUACCCGGUGAGGAUUCCCGUAUAUAAAACAAUUCACCACCACAAAGAGCAUCAUUAA